CUCGGCAGGGCCUGCCAAGGGAGAUAAGAAGGAUGGCUGCAUUCCUAGAGUUAUCCCUUGAUGAUAAACUUGUUGAUGAGAUAGCUAAAGCUGCCGGCUUUGACGCGAUGAAGAAAGUUUACGAUACGAAAAACCCCAUCUCUCGCAAGCUAUUACGAAAAGGCCAAGUAGGCGACUGGAAAAACUGGCUGACUGUGGCCCAAAGUGAGGCCAUUGAUGAAGAGAUGAAAAAGUUGGACGGGACACGUUUUGCGGAUCAAAUAUAUGUGUUGUGAUUAUCUGAAUAAAUUAAAUAAAAAUAAAUAUU
Messenger RNA from Physella acuta, 307 nucleotides. Its product is annotated as sulfotransferase 1C4-like. The record is from RefSeq and is a predicted model, not a curated record. Gene Ontology annotation, molecular function: sulfotransferase activity. Lineage: Eukaryota; Metazoa; Mollusca; Gastropoda; Physidae.